This is a messenger RNA of Astrephomene gubernaculifera, 538 nucleotides long. NCBI's taxonomy places the organism in Eukaryota, Viridiplantae, Chlorophyta, Chlorophyceae, Chlamydomonadales, Astrephomenaceae. The record is from the annotation of a GenBank genome assembly.
GCCUCCAUCAACGCCCCUAGCAACAAGGACGCCAUCCUCGCCCGUAUCGCUCGCGCAAAACAGUACAAGCAGUCAUCCGUGAGCCCAGGCACGGGCGGAACCGCGGGAACAUCAUCUCCAUCCUCGAUCGGUGCAGCGCCUGCUGACAGCCCCUCCUUAACGCUGUCCGCCCCUUCCGCAGCUGAACGUGCGACCGCACUGCCCCGCCUGGGUCCUAGCAAGGUGGACUGGGGGGCAGUGGUGGGGUUCCUGGACGACCCAUCCUCAGCACCACCGCCCCCAUCCGCCUCACAACAAGUACGACAACAGCAGCAGCUGCAGCCCUACCUCACCCCCCCAGUGCUAGGAUCUCCUCCGUACGGCAGCAGCGAUGCUGCGGCUGCUGCUGCUGCCCCGGCGGAGUCCGCCGCUGCGGCUGAGGCCGCUGCUCGUGAGGAGCGCGCGCGCCGCUUCCUGUCCCCUCCCGCCUCCAAGGACUACCUCUCCAUGCUGCUCAACAGCCCCCGCAGCAACCCCGCAGCAGGCAGCGCCACUCGCC